Messenger RNA from Penicillium bovifimosum, 978 nucleotides. RefSeq lists its product as uncharacterized. The record is from RefSeq and is a predicted model, not a curated record. The coding region runs from base 1 to 978 and encodes 325 amino acids. The transcript has 2 exons. Lineage: Eukaryota; Fungi; Ascomycota; Eurotiomycetes; Eurotiales; Aspergillaceae.
AUGCCGUCACCGGAGAUGUCGUAUAGCCCUGCCUAUUAUCAAGGUCAGGGUUCACUGGGAACGACACAUCCUCGCAGCUCGAUCGUCACCCCUCCUCCGGCCGCCCGUCGAUCCCAAGAACAAUCCGUGCUGGGGCACGCGGUAGACGGGUCUCGCCCUGUAUCUCCUUUAUCGAACCACAGCACCCGGCCCAGCAACUCCAGCUCACGAGCAAACCGUGUACACCAUAACCAGACGCUAGGAGGAUCCUCUUGGCCGGGGUUAGAACCUAGAGAGGUUAACACCAUUCCGGCCUCCGGCUCGACAUCAAGCGGUGCUCCAAAGGAAGAGCGGACCAGAAGCAGCUGGGCAGACCGGCCGUCACUAGUGACCGGGGAGCAUUCCAACCCCAGCAUAAUCCGGGUCCGGAAACGGCCCAUACCCGAUGACGGAAUAAUCACGCACGACGGCCAUGAUGCGCUCUUGAUGCUGUUCCGUCUCACGAUCGUUCCAUUAUACUCACUCGGCGCCGCUCUAUAUACCAUAUUCGCUCUCCUCUUCGCCAUCUUCGUCUCACCUCUCCGCCUCUGCUCCUUCUCCCAAUACCUACGUUCAACGCCAUUCGUAUCGCAGCUCUGCGAUCUCCUAUCUCCCGUCCUCCACAUCCACGAACGACUCGUUUGCUUGGUGCCGCCCUCGGCGGAGGAACGGUCAUCUUCGACCCAGUGGAUUCGCUCAGAACCAGAUUCCGACCAGCCAUCAGUAAUAUCUGAGCCUAGUGAGGCCUACUCAGUCCUCGCCUCAAUUUCUGUCCUGCUGCUUUCACCUCUCGCCAGCAUUGUGAUCCUUCUCUUCGCAUGGACAGCCGCCUUCUUCUGGAUCUUCUCCAUGAUCCUCGGUAACCCGGAUGGCACCGAGCGCAAAGACGAUGGCCGCACCGCCGUCCUCGGAGUCUGCAAAUGGUGGCGGUCAUGGCUCUGCAAAGCUCGGAAGUCAUAA